AUGAACUACUUUCCAAACUAUCCCGUCUACCAGUACAGCUCCUACAACAAUGGACAAUAUCCAUCGAACACCGCCCUGCAGUACCAGGCCAACGCUGAAGCUUGGAGACGCCAUGCCAUGAUCCAGCACGGCGCAAGGACCACCGAGACGAAACCCAGGCUAGCCAAGGAUGAAGUUGACAAGCUGGAGCGCGAGUUCCAGAGGAACCACAAGCCCAACAGCAGCUUGAAGAAGCAGCUUGCUGAGGAGAUGCGGGUGGAUAUUGCGAGAAUCAACGUACUGACCCCCCCCCCCUAA
This is a messenger RNA of Verticillium alfalfae VaMs.102, 297 nucleotides long. RefSeq lists its product as hypothetical. The record is from RefSeq and is a predicted model, not a curated record. Bases 1 to 297 code for a protein of 98 amino acids. The transcript has a single exon. Gene Ontology annotation, molecular function: DNA binding. Lineage: Eukaryota; Fungi; Ascomycota; Sordariomycetes; Glomerellales; Plectosphaerellaceae.